Molecule: messenger RNA, 678 nt
Organism: Octopus sinensis (East Asian common octopus)
Lineage: Eukaryota; Metazoa; Mollusca; Cephalopoda; Octopoda; Octopodidae
Exons: 1
Coding region: 1-678 (225 amino acids)
Source: RefSeq, a predicted model, not a curated record
AUGCGAAGACACAAUGAAAUUGUCAGAUGCAUACAUCUACACGUCUGUCGUCAGUACGGAAUAAAGAAAUGCAAGAAAUUGAAAGCACACUCAGUCCAGUCGGUCGUGGAAAAUAGUCGUGUUGAAAUACGAGUAGACAUGACGUUGCAGACCGACAUUGAAGUUAAAAACAACAAGCCAGACAUUUUCGUGCUUGAUAAAAUGAAAAAUGAGAUAACGAUAAUCGAAGUCGGGGUCACAUCCCAGGACAGGUUAAAGCAAGUCGAAGUAGAGAAACUCCACAAGUAUGAUCUACUUGCUGGAGAAUUGGCACAGAUUCACAAGGCAAAAGUCACGAUAGUCCCUGUCGUAUUGACAUGGGAUGGGGUAGUGACCAAGUUCUAUAAGUCCUACAUGAAAAAGUUGAAUAUAGAGGUCCCGACUAAGGCGUACAUUCAAUCAGUGACAAUCAAGAAAACCCUGGAGAGCAUGGUCGUUGAAUACAAACAUGGCAUGAAGGUCGACAACUACCAAAUUGAGAAGGAAACGGAUAGUCUUAUCGCUAGAGGAGAAGAACUGGGAGUGCCAGUUGACUUGCCAGAGGAGUCUGCUUUCUUACUGCAAUACGAAGAGGAGAGGUGUCAAGACAUGACCGGUCAACGGAGUAGUUCCCCUAAGAGAAGAGAGAAUAUCAAUUAA